AUGUCCGGUCGCCAUGAAAAGGGCGUCAAUGUUCAGGUCCUUCUUCGAUGCAGGCCUUUUAGUGAUGACGAGUUAAGGAACAACGCGCCUCAGGUGGUAACGUGUAAUAAGUAUCAAAGAGAAGUUGCGGUUUCACAGAGUGUUGCUGGGAUGCAAAUCGAUAGGGUUUUCACGUUUGACAAGGUUUCAGAUGACGAAUAUGUAUCAGUCGGCGCUUUGGAGGAAGAAACAAUCGGAUAUGAUGCACUCCACAAAUUCGAUUCAGAGAAUCUUCAUAUUGCACAGUAUGGCCGCCUUGGCCAAAUUCACAAUGCCCGCCAAGUAUUCGAUAGUUUACGGGAAAAAAACAUCGUGUCUUGGAACUCCAUGGUUGCAUGUUAUUUCCAAAACAACCAACCCAAUGAAGCCCAAAAUCUGUUCGAACAAAUGCCUAAAAGAAGCACUGUGUCUUGGAACGGUUUGAUUUCUGGCUAUGUGAAGAACAUGAUGGUAAAGGAAGCCCGAGAAGUGUUCGACAAAAUGCCUUACAGAAACAUUAUUUCAUGGACUGCUAUGAUUAGAGGAUAUAUACAAGAAGGUCUGGUUUCUGAAGCAGAAACACUUUUCAUGAAGAUGCCCGAAAGGAACGUCGUGUCUUACACAGUGAUGUUCGGUGACCUCAUUCAAAUAAUCAAAUCGACAAAGCUCGUGGGGCAGAAUAUUGUUCAGAGCUUUUCUGUGAGGCAGAAUAAUACCAGCUUCUUGAAAAAGAAGCAACUCAAAUAGCUUUGAAGGAUGAAACACAGUUGAUGGAGAUUGAAUUUCCAACUGCUGGGCUAGAAUCUAUGCCAGGUUUUUUCUUAUUCAAUGACUGGAUGUAUGCAAAUGGUUCGUGAAUUUUUUGAUCUCCUUGUAGUUCCAGAAAAGGCUACAAAAACCAGAAUAGUAUGUAAAUAAACAACCUAUGUAAUUCUAAUAUCUAUUUUCACCAUGUUAUAUAUAUGAUAGUUUUCGUCAAUUAUUUCACCUUCGACUUUCACUCCCCAAAAAAACUACAAUGAAGUCCGAAGAACUUGAAUACUCCAACCCAUGCGGAGCAUAGGGAAACUUUUCUAGUUUACAUGAAGAUUCAAGAUUAAGAAUCAUUCAUCGUGAUCUGAAGGGUAGCAAAAUUUUGCUGGAUUUUGAUAUGAACCCUAAGAUUUCUGAUUUUGGUCUAUUGAGGAUUGUUGGAGUGGAUCAAACUAAAGUAAACACCAAUCGAAUUGUCGGAACAUAGUAUCAAAUGUAAAAUCACCUCAAGACAACUUCAAAACUCAAAGAAGCACAAGGAAACUUUUAUAUCGAGCAAUAGCCUUCUCAUGAAGACAAGGACCAAUACCAACAAGAUGAAUGCCUAGUUAUGUCUAGUUUUUGGUUUAUGAUGUUUUUUCUUUAUUUAUCAUAUUUUAAUACUUGCCAAUAGUAUAAUUUUCAUUUUUUUUGGGUAUUUUAAUUACGAAUUUAAUGUAUGG
Molecule: messenger RNA, 1493 nt
Organism: Lactuca virosa
Lineage: Eukaryota; Viridiplantae; Streptophyta; Magnoliopsida; Asterales; Asteraceae
Source: the annotation of a GenBank genome assembly